GUCCCCAGCUUUUAUCCGGAGCGUCUGGAUGCUGGAUGGAGUAAAUGAGCGCAGGGAAGGGAAGGGAGAAGAGCCCUGAACCCGGGGCUGGGGGAGCCUGCUGCUGCCUGCCGGGGCUGGGAGGAAGAUGGAUGCUGCCCCCAAACUCUUCAGCGCUUUGACUUUGCUCCUGGUCGGCUCCUGGCACCUGGGAUCGACAGCCAGCAACUAUAAUUGUGAUGAUGCGUUAGUAUCUUCGUUACCUCCGACAGCUUUUGACAGCUCCUCAGAGUUCCUGAGCGCUCACAGCCCCAGCUUUGCAAAGCUCAACAGAAGGGAUGGAGCUGGUGGUUGGUCCCCACUGGAAUCUAAUCAGCAACAAUGGCUCCAGAUUGAUUUGGGAGACAGACUUGAGAUUGCAGGAGUUGCCACCCAAGGGAGGUAUGGGAGCUCAGAUUGGGUGACAAGCUACACUCUCAUGUUCAGUGACACGGGGCGCAAUUGGAAGCAGUACAGACAAGAGGACAGCAUCUGGGUCUUCGUAGGGAAUACCAAUGCAGACAGUGUUGUGGAGCACAAAUUUCUGCACUCGAUGAAGGCCCGCUUUCUGCGCUUCAUCCCUCUGAAGUGGAAUCCCAAUGGAAGAAUAGGGCUGAGAGUUGAAGUCUAUGGCUGCUCAUACAAAUCGGAUAUAGCAGAUUUCGAUGGCAGGAGUUCCUUACUGUACAGAUUCAAUCAAAAACUGAUGAGCACCUUCAAAGAUGUGGUUUCCCUGAAGUUCAAGAGCAUGCAGGGAGAUGGAGUCCUAUUCCAUGGAGAAGGACAGCGUGGAGACUACAUUACUCUGGAGUUGCAGAAAGGGAAACUCUCCUUACAUAUUAACCUGGGAGAUGCCAAGCUGCGUUUCAGCAACAGCCACAUGUCCGUCACCCUGGGCAGCCUCCUGGACGACCAGCAUUGGCACUCUGUUCUGAUUGAGCGAUUCAACAAGCAGGUGAACUUCACGGUAGACAAGCACACUCAGCAUUUCCGAACCAAGGGGGACUCGGAUCACCUGGACAUCGACUAUGAGCUCAGUUUUGGAGGGAUCCCGGUUCCAGGAAAGCCAGGAACCUUUCUGAAGAAAAAUUUCCAUGGAUGCAUUGAGAACCUGUAUUACAACGGCGUCAAUAUAAUUGAUCUUGCAAAAAGGCGCAAACCGCAGAUCUACACCGUGGGCAAUGUGACUUUCUCCUGUUCUGAACCACAAAUCGUUCCCAUCACCUUUGUCAGUUCCAGCAGCAGCUAUUUGCUGUUACCCGGCACUCCCCAAAUCGACGGGCUGUCGGUCAGCUUCCAGUUUCGAACGUGGAACAAAGACGGCCUGCUCCUAUCCACCACGCUGUCUGAAGGGUCUGGAACUCUCCUGCUUUCCCUCCACGCCGGCAGAUUGACGCUCGUCAUUCAGAAAGCAUCUGAAACCUUGGUGGAGAUCAAUGAAGGCAGCAAUCUCCAUGAUGGGCUGUGGCAUUCAGUUAACAUCAACGCCAGACGAAAUCGCAUUACCCUGAUGCUGGAUAACGAUGUUGCUUCUGCGGCCCAUGCAACCACGACCUCUCCGAUCUUUUCUGGGGACAGCUACUACUUUGGAGGGUGCACUGACAAUUUCACUGAUUCCCAAUGUUUAAAUCCCAUUACUGCGUUUCAAGGCUGCAUGAGACUCAUCUUUAUUGAUAACCAGCCCAAGGACCUCAUUUUGGUUCAGCAAGGUUCCCUGGGGAAUUUCAGUGAUUUACACAUUGAUCUGUGUGGCAUCAAAGACAGAUGUUUGCCAAACUACUGUGAACAUGGAGGGAAAUGCUCUCAGUCCUGGACCACCUUUUACUGUGAUUGUAGUGAAACGGGUUACAUGGGAGCUACCUGCCAUAACUCCAUCUAUGAGCAAUCCUGUGAAGGCUAUCGGCACAAAGGAAAGACAUCUGGUUUCUUCCACAUUGAUUCUGAUGGAAGUGGACCACUUGGACCUCUCUGGGUUUACUGCAAUAUAACAGAUAAGAUCUGGACUGCAGUACAACACAACAACACCGAGCUCAACCGAGUCCAUGGAGCCGAUCCUGAGAAGCCGUAUACCAUGUAUUUAAGCUACAACGGCAGCAUGGAGCAGCUUGAAGCCAUGAUCAACAGUGCUGAACACUGCGAGCAGGAGGCGGCUUACUACUGCAAAAAGUCACGUCUGCUGAACACCCCAAAUGGGAUCCCAUUUGCUUGGUGGGUUGGCCGUGCCAACAUGAAGCAUUUUUACUGGGGAGGUUCUCUCCCUGAAGUCCAGCAGUGCGCCUGUGGACUGGAAGAAAGUUGUCUGGAUAUGAGAUAUUUUUGCAACUGUGAUGCAGAUAAAGAAGAAUGGGCCAACGACACCGGCCUCCUUUCCUUCAAAGACCAUUUGCCUGUAACUCAGAUAGUGAUCACUGACACGAACCGGUCAGAUUCUGAGGCUGUCUGGAGAAUCGGUCCACUGCGUUGUCAUGGAGACAGGAAGUUCUGGAAUGCUGCAUCCUUCAACACGGAGGCCUCCUACCUGCUCUUCCCCCCGUUCCAUGCCGAGUUCAGUGCAGACAUUUCCUUCUUCUUCAAAACCACGGCUGUAGCUGGCGUCUUCUUGGAAAACCUUGGGAUUAAAGACUUCAUUCGAGUUGAAAUAAACUCUCCUAAGGAGAUCACCUUCUCUAUAGAUGUUGGAAAUGGUCCUACUGGGAUCACUGUGCAGUCUCCCACUGCUCUGAAUGACAACCAGUGGCAUUAUGUCCGAGCGGAAAGGAACCUCAAGCAAACGUCUCUUCAAGUAGACAACCUUCCUAAGAAGAUACUUGAUGCACCUGCAGGGGGAAAUUUCCGUUUGCAGCUCAACAGCCAAUUAUUUGUAGGGGCCAGAGCUUCCAGACAAAGGGGUUUUCUAGGUUGCAUCCGGUCAUUACAUUUAAAUGGGCAAAAACUUGACCUUGAAGAGAGGGCAAAAAUAACCCCUGGUGUCACACCCGGGUGCCCGGGGCACUGCAGCAGUUAUGGUAACCUCUGCCACAAUGGAGGCAAAUGCGUGGAGAAGUACAAUGGUUCGUCCUGUGACUGCACCAACUCUGCUUAUGAAGGACCUUUCUGCAAGGAAGAGGUUUCGGCGCUGUUUGAAGCUGGCACCUCCAUUACCUAUGUUUUCCAAGAACCUUAUCCAGUGACAAAAAAUGCAAGCACUUCAUCUUCCGCCAUUUAUGCAGAUGCGGUUAUGUCGAAGGAAAACAUUGCGCUUAGCUUCCUGACAGCACAUGCACCAAGCCUUCUGCUGUACAUCAACACCUACUUUCAUGAAUACUUGGCUGUGAUUCUCUCAAAAAAUGGAAGUUUACAGGUCCGAUACCGGCUGAGUAAAGACGGACUCCUCAUUUUCACCAUCGACUCUGGAAAUUUUGCCAAUCGAGAAAUGCACCAUGUGAAGAUCAACAGAGAAGGAAAGGAGCUCGUCAUCCAGGUGGAUCAAGUUCUCAAAGUCAAGCACAACUUCUCGGAGAUUGACUUCAGGGCCAUCAAAUCACUCAGCUUGGGCAAGGUCACCGAUAGUCUGGGACUCGAUUCUGACAUCUCAAAGGCAAACUCCUAUGGCUUUAUUGGAUGCCUGUCAUCUGUCCGGUACAAUCAUAUAGCUCCCCUGAAGGCCGCCUUGAGACAUCCCAGCAUCGCUCCUGUGACUGUCAAGGGCACCUUGACUGAAUCCAGUUGUAGAUCCAUAAUAGAGGCUGAUGUGAACACAGUCACGACAGUAUACUCUUCAUCAGAUCCCUUUGGGAAGACAGAUGAGAGGGAACCACUUACCAAUGCAGUCAGAAGUGACUCCGCUGUGAUUGGAGGUGUAAUAGCAGUAGUGAUAUUCAUCAUCUUUUGCAUCGUUGCCAUCAUGAGUCGAUUCCUCUACCAGCACAAACAGACGCAUCGAAGUAACCAGGCAAAAGAGAAAGAGUACCCAGAAAACCUUGACCGCUCCUUUAAGACUGAUAUUGACUUGCAGAAUACAGUGAGCGAGUGCAAACGGGAAUAUUUCAUCUGAUGGACUCUCCCGAUCCUUUGACACAUUUUCCUCCCCUGUCCCUCUUUUCUUUCUGUCUUUCCUUCUUUUUUUUUUUUUUUAAAACACGCUCAUUUCUGCAAGCUUUAUUUCUUAUGGAAAGAGACCACCCUGCACAGGAGAGAUUGGCAGCAAUGACAGUGCCUCGUUCUCCUCACAAAAACCUGUCACAGUUGCACUUAAACUCAAGAGACCUGCUGUUCUACUCUAGACAGAAUAAGAUCCACAUGUACGCAUGGUUG
Molecule: messenger RNA, 4311 nt
Organism: Alligator sinensis (Chinese alligator)
Lineage: Eukaryota; Metazoa; Chordata; Crocodylia; Alligatoridae
Gene: CNTNAP5
Product: contactin associated protein like 5
Exons: 24
Coding region: 128-4051 (1307 amino acids)
Source: RefSeq, a predicted model, not a curated record